AUGCUUCGCAGUUUGUUUGGAGGUGCCAUAUCUACUUACAUUCCACCAAAUUUUAUAGAUGUCAGCGACAUUCGUCAAGUGCCUGACAACCAAGAAGUAUACGCAGAUGUCGAUACAGAUCAAAGUAUUGUCGUCGAAAUUUUACAACUUGCUCAAGAGGCAUCAGAUGACGACGCUGCAAAAUUCCAUUUUGACUCGCUUGCUCAUGAUAAUGAUGCUGAAGGCUACAGCACAAUGCAUCAAACAAUUCCGCUAACUCCAUCUGAUGUUCCAGGCUUAUUGCCAACUGCGAGAAUGUCUUUUCUAACGGGACAGCAACAAGUCGCAAAGUUUCGCGAAAAUGAACCAGAAGCACGAAAUCUGGUCAACAUCUUUCUUGCAGUUUUUAGACUGCACGAAUACGAAACCGAUAUUGUUAUAACUCACAACAUUCCUAUACUUAUCGGAGCUCAUAGUAGUAGUAGAGAGACAUCACAAGAAGGGAAUUUGCGUGAUGGGAUUGAUGAGUUUAAGAGAAUUGUGACGUCAUUUGUUAUCAAUGAUUGGGUCAUCAAGCUGGGAACGUCAUCGAUAUGCGAUGUGGAGACUCACCUGCCACUUUUGUCUAAUCUCUCUCUCAUGGUGGAAACGGUGGUGAAACUACGUUCAGCUGGACAUAGAGUGGUUUUGGUAACUAGCGGUGCGAUAGGCGUUGGAUUGAGACGGCUAAACAUGCCAAAGAAGCCCAGGAGAUUGGCAGCUAUUCAGGCUGUCGCUGCUGUUGGACAAGGACGUCUUAUGAGAAUGUAUGAUGAUCUUUUCAAUCAGUUAAAUCAACCAAUUGCUCAAAUUUUACUCACAAAAAACGAUAUUGCUGAUAGAACACAAUAUCUUAAUGCUGUAAACACGUUCACUGAACUGCUUACAAUGGGUGUCGUCCCUGUAGUUAACGAGAACGAUACAGUAUCAGUCAGUGAAAUCCGAUUUGGAGAUAAUGAUACACUAUCAGCCAUAACAGCAGGAAUGGUAAAUGCAGACUAUUUGUUCUUGAUGACAGAUGUCGAUUGUCUUUAUACUGAUAACCCGCGUAACAAUCCUGACGCCACUCCUGUCGAGAUUGUUGAAGAUAUUGGUGCACUCAGAGAAAAGGUAAUGGUUUCUACACCCGGGAGCUCGUUGGGCACAGGUGGCAUGACUACAAAGCUCAUAGCAGCUGAUCUAGCCACAGCUGCGGGAGUUAUUACAAUCAUUAGCAAAGGAUCAAAUCCAAAAAACAUCAUUACCAUACUCGAACAACUGACAAUAGACCCAAUGGCCACUGCAUCCUCUAACCCGUCCAUGCCUCUACAUACACGAUUUAUGAAAAAAUCCAAUGCUACCGUGGAUCGUAAAUGGUGGAUUCUUCAUGGACUACAUACAGCCGGCACCGUGUUUAUUGAUGAAGGUGCUGCGCGUGCAGUGACUAAUGCUAAACAAAAGAACAGUUUGUUUGCAGCUGGGAUUACAAAAGUUGAUGGCAAUUUCGUUGCCAAUCAGGCUGUCAGUAUAGCAUGUCAACAGGAUAACGAAAUUGUCCAAGUCGGGAAGGGUUUGGUUAAUUAUUCGUCAAGUGAGAUUGGUAGAAUCAAAGGAGUACAGAGUUCCGAAAUCGUCGAGAUUUUGGGAUAUGCUGAUUCGGAAUGUGUUGUGCAUAGGGAUAAUUUGGCUAUUAUAAGAGUAGAAAAGACAAACUAA
Paraglomus brasilianum is the source of this 1713-nucleotide messenger RNA. Lineage: Eukaryota; Fungi; Glomeromycota; Glomeromycetes; Paraglomerales; Paraglomeraceae. The record is from the annotation of a GenBank genome assembly.